Messenger RNA from Phytomonas sp. EM1, 2868 nucleotides. NCBI's taxonomy places the organism in Eukaryota, Euglenozoa, Kinetoplastea, Trypanosomatida, Trypanosomatidae. The record is from the annotation of a GenBank genome assembly.
AUGACUACAUCUGUCUGUGCCGCAGCCUGCAUGGGGUGCGGAGCGGCUGACUCUCUGUUUCAAUGUCCCUUGUGUCAGGCAGAGGCGUACACUGUGCAGGGUUUCUUUUGCUCACAAGCGUGCUUUGCGAAGAACUGGCUCCAGCACCGGAACGACUUUCAUAAACGAGGUGUUGUACGGGAGUCGAAGGGCACUGUAGCUAUGUGCGGAAGCAGCAACGAUAGUAGCAGAAUGUCGAAUAAGGGGAAAAAAUCCUCGAAGCGCUCACGGAACACCAGUACGGGUGGUGAAGAGAUUGAAGUUAUCACCGACACUGUCCCCCCAGGAUGUGGCCCGCCCAUGUUUCCACCAUGGACUCCGCUUCCCAACGCUCACAAGUACCUGGAACAACGGGGCGUGGAACCGGACCUUGGCUUCGACUGCCCACGUGCCAUCGUAGGUGCGUGCGUUGAUGAUGUUCGGAGGAGCUUCUGGCCUUCCUUAGUUGCCGCCGCCCACUAUGUUGCGGCCAGUGUCCGACACGACAGCACCUUGAUGGUCCUUGUGGUCGCAGGGUGCCCUUACAGCGCCCAUGCCUUUGCGUGGGCGGCGCGAUGUGCAGGGAUGGGGGGCGCUCUGAAAAUGGCUCUAACGCUUCAUGGUCUCCCGGAGGUGCCUUCGCAGUACUUUACUCCGCAAAAACACGUGGUGGUGGCAACAGAAGCAGUUGUGGGCCAUGCUGGUAGCGGUGCAGCGUCGCUCUGGAUGGAGAGGUCAGCAUCCCUGUUGGUGACGCUUCCCGACGUCGAGACGGCUGGUGACCUACAAGGUGUGAACACACGGGGCAUAUUUUUUGUUUCUAAACGCGCGUGCAAAGACGCUGCAAUCCACGGGGUUGCUGCACAGGAAGGUGUUUAUAGAAAAAAGAGGGGCAAGAAACAGAAGCUUGAAGAUAAUAAAGUAUUGGUAAGACUAGAGGCUGCAUGCCCUGGAAGUAUCGCUGACGAGGAGCCCACACACGAAGUAGCGGCCGCCGUGCAAGACAUGUGCUGUGACGAGGAGAAUGGCCCACUCUUAUGGCAGCCGGAAUUAACGGAAAAAAAUUCCGAGUGCGUGGGGAAUAUGAACAAGGACUCAAUAACCAGCAUGAACGGUGGAUCUAUUGCACCUAACAAGAUGUUAUCCAACCAUCAUGUGCCUCAUUGCAUCCGUCACCUGACGGAUCGUAUGGAUAAUGAUGUGUCCAGUGCUUUGGCGAAUGGUGACAUCGAAGCUGCGAUGCAGCACCUUGUUCGUGUGUUUAGUACUACUCCAGGAUACUUUGAAGAAAUUCUCUUCAACUCCCUGAGAUGUGACUGGGGUGCUGUGGACGUGGUGCAUGCACAUCACCGCCUUGCCUAUAUAAUGCGUUAUCUUGUUGAUCAGAGUAGCAACUUUUCAUCUCCCAAGGGUGCAACUAUGGCGGACAUGGUAUUUCGUGCAAUGGUGCCACUUGUUCGCAUGAUUCCAAGUUUGCACGGCUAUAAGGACGUCUCUGGGGGUGGUGUAGCAACAGUAAGGUUGCUUGAGAAAAAGAAGCAUAAAGGGGAGUCUGAGGAGGAAGUCAAUAAGGUGUUGUCUUGUCCGUCUGAUCCCAUGACCCUUCCAUCCUCUGCUCAAGAACGUGAAAAGUACUUCAAUUUCUAUAGUUCAUUGCCAAAUCUCCAGCUGCAGGCAACGAUUACAUACCUUUCUGGUUGUGAAGCCUCUCCAGCAACUCUAGAUGCCCUUGCCAAGGCUUGGGGUGUCACACACUAUAUCAAGGCGGGUGGCUUAGUGCUACCGAACAGCUGUAGGAAAAAUAUUAUCCAUCGUCUGCGUAGCCGCUAUAAAUCGCGUCUCGGUUCGAAUUACGCUGAAUUUCUAGUGACUCUCAUGCAUAUUAUAUACGAUGCUGUCGCGAUCUACUCCCUGCCACUGGAGGAAGUAGCGUGCCGCCUGCAAUGGGACCUUACACUUGCAACCGAUGUGGGAUCAUUGGGUUUAUUUUUGGAGCUUUGUGGGUUGCAAACUCCAGCAUCCAACAAUGAGACUAAAAAUGCAGGGGGCGCGAAAAGCCUGUCCAACGACAAGAAUAAGGAGAAAUCCAUAAUCAACCUAUCGAGCCGUCAAGUUAGGCCACUCUCACGGACUGAGCUACUGCGCAGUCAUGAGGUCAAGGCUGCAGUGACAGAAUCCAAGGGAAGUAAGUCUAAGGAUGUUGUGCAUCCCUCCUCGUGCUACAUACCAUUGCCGUGGUUACCAUUUCCCAUGUCAGGAAAGCGGCAGCAAGAUGUUUCGCGUCUGCAGAAGGCCGCUCUUGACGAGAUUCUUAUGGCGAUGCCUCGAGAACCGCGUCCAAUGUACAUCGGCGAUCUCGGUAACCUCAUCGGUAAGUGGAACGGAUUCAACAGUCGAUUCGGAGGUGUCCUCGGGUCAACGCUGUCGGAAUUUCUACUUAAACAUCCCAACGAAUUUAGGGUAGUCGGGGGGUUAGUUUCGCGCGUUAAAAAUGGUCGUAAUGAGCCUGUGCGCAUUCGUUUCGACAAUGAUGCAGAGAAUCUAGAGGACCACAGCGAUAGCGACGACGAUAAGGCAUCUCGAGUUCGCAAGGCACAGGAUCACGCACUGCUAACAGGGAUCAGCAAAAAAGUUCAUCAAAAACAAAAGAAGGCGGCCCAGUUAGAGAAGGAUCUUCCUGCGCAUGCACGCAAAAAACGAGCCAUCAAGGAAUUUAACAAGCAACGGUUUAAUAAGAACUAUAAACCUUUUGAUCCGUCCGCACGUGUACCGGGGUAUGUGAAACAUGGACCGCGAAAAAUCAAAGGAAGAGGUAAGAAGGUCAACAUGCAUGCCUUUAAGCGGAACUAA